Molecule: messenger RNA, 1471 nt
Organism: Frieseomelitta varia
Lineage: Eukaryota; Metazoa; Arthropoda; Insecta; Hymenoptera; Apidae
Gene: mRpL3
Product: 39S ribosomal protein L3, mitochondrial
Exons: 7
Coding region: 302-1402 (366 amino acids)
Biological process (GO): translation
Cellular component (GO): ribosome; mitochondrial large ribosomal subunit
Molecular function (GO): structural constituent of ribosome
Source: RefSeq, a predicted model, not a curated record
AGAAACGCAAUGGCGUGCAACAGGGACAGAAAUAGCUGUUAUUUCUACCAUUCCGCCGUUACGUGGCGCUAGCGUUUCAGUGACCAUGUGUGGAGUGUAGUAAUGUAAUUAUUUGUGAAGUUAUGAAUACAAGAGCUGAUUAAUAUAAAUUUUUCAUCUUCGUUUUAUACAAAAAGCAUCAUCGUCGAUCAGUCAUUUAUAUCUAGUCAGAUCAUCAACUGCUGCGCCAAUUCGCAUCCUAACCUCUUUCAGAAUUGUAACAACAUCUCGUUAAACGAUACUGUUGUGAAUACUUGCAAAUAUGACGUCGAUCUUGAAAACAUUCAACGGAUAUCAACUGUUCAGUAAACACUUAAAACAAAGCCUUGACAUGAUAGCUGUCCCUGUUCGCGGUAGACAAAACCCACCGCCAAGGAAACGUCAUCCAGAGUGGCUUCCGAAACCAACACGCGUACGAUAUAAUGAAGACCUUACCCCAGAAAAUAAAGAAUUCCUGUCAGAAGUUGCAUCGCUCAAUAAAGGAUUGCACAAAAUGCCUAAAUCUCCGUUAAGUACGGAACUUAUUCAGCCAACAGCAUGGACACAAGGAUCAAAACGCACCGGUUUAAUUGGAAAAAAAAUAGGGGUAUAUCCGUUGUGGUUGAAAAAUGGAAAAAAAGUACUGACCACCCUGAUACAGAUUAUAGACAACGAAGUUGUAAAAUAUAUACCACCAGAAGAAUUUAAUCCAGUUAAACAUUCUAAACACCUUCAUCCUAAAGUCAAAAAUGGUUGUCUAGUAUUAGGUGCAGUAAAUAUUGAUCCACAACUUAUUACUAAGGAAUAUUAUGGGAUAUUCAAUUCAGCUGGAGUUACACCGAAAAAGUCACUAAUGAGGUUUGUAAUUACACCGAAUGCUGCUCUUCAAUCAGGAACUCCUUUAUGUGCAGCUCAUUUUAAACCAGGAGAAUUUAUUGAUAUUCGAGGAAAAACGAUAGAUCGUGGUUUUCAAGGUGUAAUGAAAAGGUGGGGCUUUAAAGGUAUGCCUGCGUCUCACGGUGUAACUAAAACUCAUAGAAGACCAGGUAAUAUAGGUUCAGGAGGAGCAAAGGCCAGGGUAAUGCCAGGUACUAAACUGCCUGGACACAUGGGAAAUCGUUGGCGUAUUCUCAAAGGUGUAAAGAUACUACGAAUAAACACUAAAUAUAAUGUAAUUUGGGUAUUAGCUCAAAACGUACCAGGAGAGGUAAAUACCAUGUGUUAUUUGUACGAUACGAUUUUACCCACUAAAAAAAAUACUUCGCCACAUUUCCCUACAUAUCCACCAAAUGACAUAAAUGCACUUCCUGAAGAACUUUACGCGGAUGACGUUCACCCAUUUACUGAACCCAAUAUUGAAUAUCAAUCAGAACAAGAAUCUUAAUUGUAAUAGAUAAAACGUAGUACAUAAAACAAAUUCUUAAUAAGAGAACACGUUUUAUGAAAAUAUAAA